Aspergillus calidoustus is the source of this 1773-nucleotide messenger RNA. Lineage: Eukaryota; Fungi; Ascomycota; Eurotiomycetes; Eurotiales; Aspergillaceae. The record is from the annotation of a GenBank genome assembly.
AUGUCUGAUCAAUACAGCAAGACAGGGCCAGCCCCUGCACUCGCGACCAUCGUGUCGCAAACCCCCAGCACUGAUGCCGCCUCGUCCGCACACUAUGACCUUCGGCCAUUUCGUACCGAGGGCGAUGUAUUUCAUCCCUUGUCAACGACAGUCCCUGGCAUCGGGGCUCUGGCCGAGAGCGCCCGAGCGGCAACGCGCGCUGAGCAGAAAAUGAGCCUUGGCCAAGGGUUUCGCCUGUAUCCCAAAGCGGUUCUGUGGUCAAUCCUCAUAUCCUCGACUAUCAUCAUGGACGGAUAUGACAUGAGUCUCCUGACUAGUUUCUUUACCUUCCCCGUCUUCCAAAAAUCCUAUGGGGAGCCGGUCCCAGUGCCCGAGUCACAGCAGGGGGAGGGCCAGGAUCCCUCCUAUCAGAUCUCACCAGUCUGGCAGGCCGCCCUAAUCAAUGGGACCCAGGUUGGAGUGAUCAUGGGCCUGAUUGGGAAUGGAUUUGUGACCGAUAGCUUUGGCUACCGCCGCACCCUUCUCGCGGCGCUUGGCGCACUCGGCGCCGUCGUCUUUCUCGCAGUAUUCGCGCCCAACAUCGAAACGUUGUUGGCAGCGCAAAUACUCUGUGGGAUUCCGUGGGGGGUUUUCCAGACCCUGUCCGUCUCGUACGCAGCCGAGGUGAUGCCGGUCGUGCUCCGGGGCCACUUUCUGAGCUAUAUCAACCUGUGCUGGGUCCUGGGACAGACCUGCGGCGUUGUUGUGAUUCGUGCGCUAGUCGAUACGGAGUCCGUGUGGGCGUAUCGCAUCCCUUUUGCAUUGCAAUGGGUGUUUAUCAUUGUCCUCGUAACGGGGGUCCUCUUUGCCCCAGAGAGCCCAUGGUGGCUAAUCCGCCAGGAUAAGCCAGAGGAGGCCCGAAAGUCUCUCCUGCGUCUCACCAGACCGCGCACAGGCACAGUGUGCGUGGACGAGACCAUCGCGAUGAUGAUCCACACCAACAAGAUCGAGAAGACCCUGACUGGCGACGGCAACAUCUCCUACCUUAACUGCUUCCGCGGCGUGGACCUGCGGCGGACCGAGAUCACGACCAUGGUCUCGGUGACGCAGCAGCUGUGCGGCUCGACCUUGACCUUUUACGCCGCGUACUUUUACGAGCAGGCCGGGUUUCACGUCCGCGAUGCGUUCAACCUCGCCGUCGGAAUGUACGGUCUGGCCAUCGCGGCGAAUGUCAUCUCCUGGUUCCUGCUGCCAUUUGUGGGCCGCCGCCGGCUUUACCUCGCCGGUGCUGCCCUCUCGCUGAUUAUCCUCAUUGUCGGCGGCUGCGUUAGCCUGAUGCCGCAGACCCCGGCGCAGUCCUGGGCGCUGGGCUCGUUGAUUGUCAUUCUGACCUUUGUCUACCAAAUGACGCUGGGCCCGAUAUGCUACACACUAGUCGCGGAGAUCCCCUCCACUCGACUACGCGUCAAAACAGUGGUCGUCGGCCGCGUGGCAUACAACAUCACGAGCAUCGUCACCAACACAAUCACGCCGCGGAUGCUGAACCCGACUGCCUGGAACUGGAAGGGCAAGUCAUGUUUCCUAUUUGUGGGGACGACCGUCCUGUGUCUUGUAUGGUGCUACUUUCGUCUACCCGAGACCUUUGGGCUCAGUUUCCUGGAAAUCGAUAUUCUGUUUCAGAAGCGCGCCACGGCAGCCAAGUUUCGCGUGUUUCAACGGAACUUGGAGCUCUCGGGAUAUAAUGAUCUCCCGGGCUGUAAUGACCGGGGGAUAGAUGUUUGGGAGAGAUAUUGA